Molecule: messenger RNA, 996 nt
Organism: Aureococcus anophagefferens
Lineage: Eukaryota; Pelagophyceae; Pelagomonadales; Pelagomonadaceae
Exons: 2
Coding region: 1-996 (331 amino acids)
Source: RefSeq, a predicted model, not a curated record
AUGGACGUCGUCCUAAAAUACGUGCCGCGCGAUGCGGCGCUGCCGCCUAUGGAGCUCCGGAUCACGCUCCCCGAGAAGACGCAGAAGCGGACGCUCGAAAACCUCCUCAAAGUCGUCGCGAAGACCUACAAGUCGCGUCACGACACCCCCUUCGACGACGGCGUCCAGUUCUAUCACAACAACACGAAGCUCGACGGCGACGCCGUCGUCGGCGAGGUCCUGACGUCAGGCGUGGAGCUCGUCCUGCGGUCGCGGACGGCGGCGCCGGCCGCGGCGCUCGCGGUCGCGGCGCCGCCGGCCCUCGCGGCCCUCGGCAAGGAGAACGCGCCCCGGAAGGCGAGGCGCCUCGUGCGCGUCAACCUCGGCGCGGCGACGGGCGAGACCAUGGCGUCGCUCUUCAAGCGCUACUACGGCGACAAGAAGGCGCCGGCGUCCUGCUCCGCGGCGUCGUCGUCGUGCUCCGCGGUCGCGGCGUCGUCGUGCUCCGCGGAGCCGCCGCGAUCGUCGGACAAAUUGAAGGUGCACGCGGCCAAGGCCGACGCCGACGCGCAGGCGCUGCGGACCCGCCACGGGCUCGCGGCCCUCGAGGACGGCGUGGCGCCCAUGCACUACGAUUACGACGUGGUCAUGUCGUCGAGCCUCGACGCGCAAAGACUCCUCUUGUGGAUCGGCUCCGACGAGGCGCGGCGCUCCGCGAACGGCGGGCCGGCGGCGCGCGAGCGCUACUUCGAGGAGCUCGUCUCCGAGCACUUCGCGCGCAAGGGCGUCUACAGCGACCGAGCCAUGCUCGUGCGCUGCGCGGAGCGCGCGGGCGUCGACGCGAAACGGUGCGAAAAGUACCUGGCCUCGGGCCGCGACGAGGACGCGAUCCGGCAGCAGUUCCUGCGCGUGUUUUACGGCUACGGCGAGGGCUUCUCGAGCAUACCGAUCACCAUGUUCGCCUCAGCGUCCUUCGGCCGGGACGGUUUUCGAGAGCUUUGGGUGGGAAAACGAUGA